CUCGAAAACUCCUCAUUUUCUCAAUCAUCCGGCCGAAUCGAAGCACGCCCCAUGAUUGAUUUCGCCUCGGGUUGCAGGCUUUGAUCAUGAGCUCGAACAUCCCGAGGUUCAUUAGAGAUGCGGCUGUGCUCUGUUUGCUGAUGUUUCUCGCUGUGUUUCAGCAGCCUUGCUCAUUAGCGCCCGUCGAUGUCGAUGGCUUGUAUCCCGGUGAGAGGAGUGAUCUGUUGAAGCUCAGGGACUCCUCGAACUCUUCGUCGAAUCUGCACCGGAGGUGGACCGGGCCUCCUUGCAUUGGGGACGAGAGCAGGUGGGUCGGCGUCGGCUGCUCAAACUCGCACGUCGUUCAGCUUGUGCUCGACGGGAUACAACUGAGGGGGUCGCUCCCGGAAAACUUCCUGCAGAGUGUCACUUUCUUGACCAGGCUCAGCCUCCAGAACAACUCCAUCUCCGGGGCCUUGCCGGCCCUGUCGGGGCUCCUGCACUUGGAGGACGUCUCCCUCUCGCAGAACGGGUUCUCGGGCUCGAUCCCUUCCGAGUACGUCAAGCUCCCGAAACUGACCAAAUUGGAGCUGCAGGGGAAUGUCUUAACCGGUGGUGUCCUUCCCUUCAAUCAGCAAACUCUGGUGUUCUUCAACGUCUCGAGUAACCACCUAGCGGGCCCAAUCCCGGACACUCAGGUUCUUCGGUAUUUCCCGAAGAGCUCAUUCGAUCACAACCCGGGUUUAUGCGGGAUUCCAGUGGGGCUCCCGUGCCCUGCCCCCCCUCCGAUCAUCACUCCACCUCCCCCACCUUCACCUUCUACUGUUAGCCCGCCUCAACCUAUUCCUACGCCUAAACGGGAGAGGAGUCAUCGGGUUCGGAAUAUUGUUUUGAUCGCUGCUUCCGCUGCUCUGGUUCCUUUCUUCAUAAUGGCGUUCUUCUUGUGUUACUACAAGAAGGCGGUCCGCAAAAACGAGGAAACUAAGGAGCAGCACGCAGGAGGAUCAGUAGACUUCACGCAGACGAGGACCCUCCAUUCACAUAGCGGGGAUGAUCCGGAAAGGGUAGUGGAACUCGAAUUCUUUGACAAGGAGGCUGUGGUAUUCGACUUGGACGAUCUACUUCGGGCGUCGGCAGAAAUACUGGGCAAGGGGAACCUAGGCACCACGUAUAAGGCAGUCCUCGAGUUGGGAUCGGUCGUCAGCGUGAAGAGAUUGAUGAACAUGAACGGUUUGAGCAAGAAAGAGUUCGUCCAACAGAUGCAGUUGCUCGGGAACCUGAAGCACGAAAACCUUAUGGAGAUCAUCUCGUUUUACUAUUCCAAAGAAGAGAAGCUGGUCAUCUAUGAGUUCGUUCCCGAUGGCAAUUUGUUCGAUCUUUUGCACGGAUUUAGAGGAGGUGGAAGAGUACCUUUAGAUUGGGCCGCCCGAAUUUCUAUCAUCAAAGACAUCGCGAAAGGCCUAAACUUCCUGCACCAGUUUUUAUCUUCUCAAAGGGUCCCGCACGCGAACCUCAAGUCCUCGAACGUUCUAAUACACCGAGACGGCCCAAACUACAGGGCCAAGCUCAUAGACUUCGGGUUCUGGCCACUGCUCCCGAACCGGAAGCUCUCCGAAGUCCUAUCAGUAGGGAAGACACCAGAGUUUUUGCAGCUUAAGAAGAUGACACAUAAAGCCGAUAUCUAUUGCUUCGGCAUCGUAAUACUGGAGAUCGUGACCGGGAAGAUCCCGGGCAAGAUUUCACCAGCGAAUGACGAGACGUUUGAUGAUCUCUCCGAUUGGGUGAGGAUGGUGGUCAACAACGACUGGUCGACCGAAAUAUUGGACACGGAAAUAUCGGGGGACAAGGACGGGCAGGACGAGAUGUUGAAGCUCACGGAGAUAGCCCUCGAGUGCACCGAUGAAAUGGCCGAGAAACGGCCUAAGAUCGGCGAGGUACUGAGGAGAAUAGAAGAGAUUGAACAGCGGAAUGCAAAUGUAAGGAUGGGUAGAGCGAGUUGAAAAUUGUUACUGUAAUUAGAAUUCUUCGCAAUUUUGAGAAGAAAAGAGAUGUGCUAUUGGUAAUUUCUUGAUUCAGAUAAAGGUGACAUAAACAUCAGUAGAUUCCGUGCUAUGAUCGUGCCCAGUGUUCCCGCUUUCUGUAACAGUUAGUACAAUGUUCCGCUUUCCGUAACAAUUAGUAUAUCAAUCGUAAUGGAAAUGAGAAAUCAUACUCAAAAUCUCUUGGUUUCAGUUCGAGAGCAGAUCCACCUCUACACAGUUUUGGCUCUGAGACAGUGUGUCGCACCGUCGCCCAUGGCGAUAGCGGACCCCAUGAGAUCGAACCCGAUCCACCAGCCUACACGUGUCCCUACUAGCUCGAUCAGAGAUAUCGGGCCCAUUGGGCCAAAGAAUGCCCAUUGACCCAUUGACCACAACUGUCGACGAGCCCAACAGGGAAGGGAUGCUUCGGCUUCGACCUAACCGGGCCGAAGGACCUUCUCUGAUCCCAUCUAGCGACUGUUUGUUACUUCAUACUCUCGUCACCUGCAGCAACUCAAUC
This is a messenger RNA of Punica granatum (pomegranate), 2520 nucleotides long. The record is from RefSeq and is a predicted model, not a curated record. Lineage: Eukaryota; Viridiplantae; Streptophyta; Magnoliopsida; Myrtales; Lythraceae.